This is a messenger RNA of Myotis myotis, 8667 nucleotides long. It is a transcript of the gene RNF152, whose product is annotated as ring finger protein 152. Gene Ontology annotation, biological process: negative regulation of TORC1 signaling; protein polyubiquitination; apoptotic process. Bases 616 to 1227 code for a protein of 203 amino acids. Gene Ontology annotation, molecular function: ubiquitin protein ligase activity. Gene Ontology annotation, cellular component: lysosomal membrane; lysosome. The record is from RefSeq and is a predicted model, not a curated record. NCBI's taxonomy places the organism in Eukaryota, Metazoa, Chordata, Mammalia, Chiroptera, Vespertilionidae. The transcript is spliced from 4 exons.
ACGAAAGCGCCCGCUCGCAGCCCAGCGCCAGGCGGCGGAGUCCGGCCGCGAGCGCGGAGGGCGGCCGGGCAGGUGGGGCGCUUCCCCGCGGGCGGGGCGCGGAGCUGGGGCUGCAGACGCCGACGCCGCGCUCCCUGCGCUCGCCGGGCUCCCGCGCCGCGCGUCUGGCCGAGCGGGUGGCGGGCGCUCCGGGACCACCCGGCAAUGCUGCCUCCGCCGCCGCCUCUGUAGGGAGCGCCCGAGCCCGCCGCCGGGAGAGGUCGGCUGAACAAAGCUCAGACUCAAUUGUGCUUCCUGCUUGUCAGCCUCUUGCCUCCCAAACGAGUACCAUUUCCACUUGAUGUCAUCAGACAGAAGGGGGUGAAAGAGACUCGGUGACAGAUUCAGACCAUGCGUGAAGAAUGUUCCAUUCCGAACUUUGCCUGGGAUAUUGGGAAUCUGGUUGGAAGACCCUCUGCUCAUCUGAAAUGAACACACCUGAGCAUGCUUGAUGCCUGUGAGCUCCCCCAUCACCUCACGACGUUGGGAAGCCUCAGAGAAGGCAGGUGCUGGAGCAGUGGCCUCUGAGGGCAAGCUUCUUCCCUGUGGCCUUGACCUUCCUGUACCCAGUGCACGAUGGAGACGCUCUCCCAAGAUUCCUUGCUGGAAUGUCAGAUCUGUUUCAAUUAUUACAGUCCCCGGCGAAGGCCCAAGUUGCUGGAUUGCAAACACACCUGCUGCUCGGUGUGCCUUCAGCAGAUGAGGACGAGCCAGAAGGACGUGAGGUGCCCGUGGUGCCGAGGCAUCACCAAGCUGCCUCCGGGCUUCUCCGUGUCACAGCUCCCCGACGACCCCGAGGUCCUCGCCGUUAUCGCCAUCCCGCACGCCUCCGAGCACACCCCGGUCUUCAUCAAACUUCCCAGCAAUGGGUGCUACAUGCUGCCCCUUCCCAUCUCCAAGGAGCGCGCGCUGCUGCCCGGAAACAUGGGCUGCCGCCUGCUGCCCGGGAGCCAGCAGAAGCCAGUCACUGUGGUGACCAUCCCUGCGGAGCAGCAGCCUCUGCAAGGCGGGGCUCCCCCAGAGGCAGCGGAGGAGGAGCCAGACCGGCGGGGCGUGGUGAAAAGCUCCACUUGGUCGGGGGUGUGCACUGUGAUCUUGGUGGCCUGCGUCCUGGUCUUCCUGCUGGGCAUCGUGCUUCACAACAUGUCUUGCAUUUCCAAGCGCUUCACUGUGAUAUCCUGUGGCUGAAGCAGGCUGCGGGGGCGUGACUGGUGGGUGCCAACUCUGGGUGGAGCAGGCGUUGAUGAUGGGACUUGGGUGAGAAGAUGGGGGCGACGCUGAUCAUUUGGUGCCAAGCGCUGGCCUCCGGGCUGCCAGUUGAUUAACCCAAGACAGACACGGAGGGGCAGAAUGUGAGGUCUCAACAAAGAUGCCAGACGGGUCGCUCUGAGCAUUGAUGGCGCAGCUUCGAAGACGAUUGCAUGCAUCCUCAUAGUCAUUUAUAAAAUGGACUGUAACUUACGAUUUUCCAAAGUCACGUGAUGAGAUAGACAUAUUCUACUUAGAUGUUGACCUGUGCAAGUGCAUAUGAUGUGAUCUUCUCUACAUGUGGUAGAUUAAAACCAAGAUGCUAUGUGUACAAGUAGAAUCCAACCUGAGAAUGAAUCCAUGACCAAUUCAGUGACGACACGCAGUGCUGUUUUCUUUUCUUUUACAACCGAAAUCCAGUCUUCACUUAGUUGCUAAGGCUUUUUAUACUUUUUGAAUGGCGCCCGAAUUAAACUAAGUUAAGCGGACCGUCGUUUUUUGAAGAAACUAUUUGAACAAGUGUUUCCAAUGUAUUGUGUUUUGUUUGUCGUGUCCCUUCAUUUUUCUUCCCUUGUAAUUAGAGCUCGAUAUGUGUUUAUUAAAUGGAAAGCUCAACAGGGGAGCAAUAAACUGAGUAAUGAUGAGAAAUGUCUAAUCCCACAGGAAAACUAUAUGCCAAUUUUUCUCAAGCCAUCUCACAAAAUAAGAAUUUUAAAUGUAAAUAUUGUGUAUUUAUAUGAGUGUGUGUAAUUCGGUUUACUUCGGGUUUUGAAUCUUUUCAGAAGAAUCUUGGUAGUAAGACUCAGUAGGCAUGAAUGAGUGCAGGGUCUGAAACGGUGCCACCUACCUCCUGGGCACUGGGACCCACUCAGUGAGGAGUCACACACUCGUCACUUCCAACACCUGCUCUUCUUUUGUGCAGUCGAGUUGUGAGGCACAAAUGGAGAGUAACAGAACCUUCUGUCUUUUCUCCCAGUUUGGGAAUAUUGUAAUAGUGUUGUUAACCGAUGAUAAACCUGGACUGGCAUUUUAAUAGACAGUCCACAGUUAUUUUUUGAAAGAGAUUAUUGUUCCAUGAGAGUUGAACCAUUCCGAAUUCCAGUUUUCUUUUGUUGUAUAAGUAAGAAUAUCCCGUAUAUCUGGAAAUGUGUUUUUAUUGAGAAAAGUGGUGAGGUAAACCUAGAACUCACAUUCUCAAUUUAAAUGGACCAGUUCAUCCUAAAUUCUUAAGUGGGUAAUGGUCUGUAGAUGCUCACAAAGAAAGAUUUGCUAGAUGAAAUGACGAAUUCCUAUACUGUGUGUGUGUGUGUGUGUGUGUGUGUGUGUGUAAAUAGCUGUGAGCUUUACAGUCCUAAUUUCCUUUAUGACAUUCCUGAAGCAAGUGGUAUGUGACAAGGACUCCUCUCAUAAAUAUCUAUGUUUAUGUUCCAUUGAAUCCAUGAAAAUAGGGGAGAGGAAGAUAAGCAGUGACUGGCUCCAAAAAGCAAAGCUGGAAAUAACCCUCUAAGAUGGAGACAAUUUAAUUUACUUCUAUGCUAGCUAUGACCUUCAAGCAGCACAAAAUAUGCACAUUAAAGUGAUGGAAAUUAGGAGAGAUAAAAUGACAAUAUAAUGACUAGAAUCCAGAGCCAACACUGUUCAUUGGUGUGAGGAUUCAAUUAAAAAAAAUAUGAACUCGGGCUUUUCAAAUCUUUCAAAUUUUUCAUAAGACCUUUAGGAAAUGUAUUUGAAAGCUCAAACUAGAUAUUAGGUUAAAAUGCCAUUUUACUGUGUAAGCUAUUGGGCAUUAUACAAAAAUCUAGGAUUUAUUUGGUAUGAAUAAUUUAGGUAUCAUAUUAGCUGGAUGCUAUCCUCUGUUAUGUAACAUAAUAUACUGUUGGGUUAGUGUCAAUUUCUCCAACUGAACCAGGCUGCUGUAAUGCACAUCUGACCCAAUUUCUGCUCCUUUUGGGGGGAAAAAAUAACACCAAAAACACAGAAAUGUUGCAUUGAGAACACUACAUUUCAAAUGGACUUUACCCUUGCAAUUUUAAGCCAUGCCAUAUUCCAAAUAAUUUUGUAAAUGAUAUCUACAUAUGUUUAUGUACAGUAAGAAAUGACCGGCCAUGUACUGUAGUAUUUGAUAGACUUCUAUGUGUUAAGUAGGUUAUAUACAGACACUAAAGUAUGUGAUAGUACAGCGCCCCGUGUUUCUUAGUGUAAAAAUAUUGAGUCAAGUUACCAUUCACGUAACUUUUAUUUAAAAACAAUCCGAUGCUAGAGCUGCAAUUAAGCAGUGCGAAGUUAAUCAGCUCCGUGAUAGAACCUUGACUUUACAACCUAGGUUAACAAUAACAACCAAAAGCAGAAUUUUCUAUGUGAGUCUUACUGACAUAAAAAACAGUUUGAAUGAAUUCUGCCUACAGUUACUUGUGCACCUGUUUGUUAGGGUGUACGUGUGUGUGUGUGUGUGUGUGUGUGUGUGUGUGUGUGUGUGUGAUGUCUUAGCCUGCCAGACAGAAUUUUUAUGGACUUGAUGUUUUAAUGGUAUUUGGCAUCCCAUUGCUCUGGCCUCUUCUGGCAUUAACCCAUGACACUAACAACUCGUCGACCCCAUGUGACCAAAGUCCAGUGGCACAAUCGGCCAGCAUUGACAGUUGCAUAUCAAUGAAAAAGUCACAACUGAAAGCACAGAAAGUUAGAGUUGAAAGCAACCUCCAGUGGCUUCAUUUGUAGGUGAGUCCAUUGAGGCCCACAGACUGAUAGAGCUGCUUGAAAUUCUGCAGCAAAAGGGAGACAAGAAAUUCAUACUUCUUCCUAGGCCUGUCAUGGGCUCUGCAUGAUCUUCAGGGUGGAUGAAUACCCUUUACUAACUCAACUCUUGCUUUAAAGUGUGUUUGUGUGUGUGUGUAUGUGUGUCUAUGUGUGUGUGUGUGUGUGUAGCUUUCUAUACUGGUAUUCAUUUUAGUUAGCAUCUACCUCUCUGGGAAAUGAAAGAAAGGUUGAUUUAGAGGAUGAGUUACAGAAGUUUAAAAGAAACCAUGUCAUUUGAAUUUUUAAAAUUGCAAGCCAUUGGUUUCCCUCCAUCCUUCCCUUCUGUGUAAAGGACGAGUGUUGUGUAAAUAGUAAACUAUAAGAAGCAUGAAUUUUCACCUUUAUUAAUGAUCUUGACCUAAGCAAGAGAAUGCUUAAUAUGUUAAGUAGAGCCAAGUAGGCUAUCAAAAAGCAUUGUCUUUGGAACAUUUUUUUGUACAAUAACCUGGGGCAUAAGUUGUGAUGAAAAGGCAAAUCAUUUCUUAGUUCCAGUCAUACUUUAUGAUCAGAAAGCUUUAAGGUAUUUUCUUUAAACAUAUAAUUAAAUUUAAUCUUGCUCACGACUGAAUAGUGGAUCCCUUGAAGGUUAAACCAUUGAGGAUGCAGCCCUUGGGAUCUUCUAGGUUGGCACUGCUCAGUAGAACUUUCUGUGAUGAUGGAAAUAUUAUGUAGCCUAUGCAGUCCGAUACAGUAGUCGCUAGCCACAUUGGCUAUAGGCAGUUGAAAUGGGGUUAGUUUCCUGAGUUACUGGAUUUUGUGUUUUAGUAUUUAAUUUUAAGUUAUUUAAGUUUAGUAGCUCAUGUGGUUAGUGGCUAACACAUUGGAUAGCACAAUUCUGGAUGGUUGUACAAUGAUAUCUAGCAUCAAAGUGUUAGGAGUAACAGAGUAAGGCUAAGACAGUUCGUGGUUUAGUAGUAACAUGCAGUUGACUAAAAACAAACCAUUCUGGAUUUAAAAAGUAUAUGAUCGCAAGUAUGAUAGUAAAAAUUCAUUGAUUGCCCUUUGGGGUUAUUAGAUACUUUGGGUCAGAGCACGAUCAGUGAAGCUGAGAGUGCUUUAUGAAGCCCCUUUUCUGGGAUCAUUUGCUGCAUGUGAAUUUAUUGUCCAAAAAUAGUAGUUGCACAGUAGCUGUAAAACAUUCGACUUUCGACUUGCAAGUUUUGCAUGACCUGUAACUGUGAAAAUGUGUUUAGGGUCUUAUGGCCAAAAAGUAAAUGUUACUGUGGGGGAAAAAAAAGCCUAAUGAAAUCUCUCUUCACUUCCAGCAUCUUACACAGACUUCACUGCUACAUUAGUAAGGUGUGAGGUGUAAGAGCAAGCAUGUUUCACAGUGUUCAUAAAGAGUGUUUUUGUUUGCCCUUGAAGUCUUCCAGUUUGUUAUUGUAUGUGGUGUGGGCAUAUGUGGGCAUCAUUUUUCAUUUGCCAGACUAAAACAUAGGUACUAUUUUUAGAGUCAGAUUUGACAUUGUUUUAGUCUUGCAUUUUAUUUUCAUUAUCAUGGAAAGAAUAGAAGAUUUGCAGCCUGGCACAAAGACACUUUUUUUUUUUUAACAUUAAAAACAUUACCCGUGGAAGUUACUAAAAUUGCUUUUUAAGUGAGUAAGUGGAAGCAGAAAAUUCAAUUUGAUAUAUAUAUAUUCAUAUUCAUAGAAAGAUCAGAUGCUUCCUGAUAGUACAGUAUUCCACUCUAGAUUUUUAUUUUAAAAGUUCCCAUUGCUUUAUUUGAAAACCCAUGCUGUGUCAAAAUUGGUUAGUCUGUUUUUAAUUGUUUUUAGAAUAUAAUGUAAACCAAAUGCAUUUGCUUCUAAUUAGCAGAAUUGAAUCGGGACCCCCUUGACUGCCCCUCCUCCCCCCGAAAGAACUCAUCAAUGGGCAUUGACCAUUCUUUUUUAGCUUGUUUAUGAAAAUUACUAAAAAUUAUUUUUUGCCAAAAUGAUAGGUUUUUGUUAGACUUACAAGGAAGUUAGAGGUGCAGAAGUUGUUGGAGGAGUGAUAUGCAAAAGAUUUGAAUUUCUUCUCUGAGAAAAAUGCUGCUGCUAAUCCGUCAGCAUUUUGUUUCCACACAAGACGAGUCAUCAGUCAAUUGCUCUGUCAUCCUUGACCUAGAAGAAAGGAGCUGUUCCUUACCAUUUCCAUCAUUCUCAGUAAAAUAUCACCCACAGAAUAAUCCUUACCAAAACAGACUCCAAAGAAGAGUGAGAUAGUCAAGAUAAUUCGGUAACUGUUUUGAAAAUAGUAGUCUACUUCAAAAGUGAUGAUUAGUUGCUGAAUUUUGUUCAACAUGAAACACUUCUUAAAAAUAAGUGGAUAUUUAAGCCAUUGAUUUUUCUGACAAUUGAUUCACAUAUAAAUAUAGAUAUAUAUGUAGAUACACAAUUUAACAGUAAUACGAGUUAAAAAUCAAGUAAAAAUGUUGUUUGUCAUGUUUCCAAUUUGUGGGUUAUACAAUGUUGAAUUUAGAUGUCAAUAUUUUAAUAAAUUGUAUUGACUGCAUACGUUAUGUCAAACUCUCCACUAUUGUGAAUGUCUAUAUAAUCAAAAUCUUGAGACUUUUCAAAUCUAGGAAGGGGUGGUUUCUGCAUACAUUUUAUUGGAAAUUUGAAGACCAUAAGCAGGUGGGGAAUUUAAUUUCUGUCUUCCAAAAAUACUUCUUGUUUGGUUUUGCUCAAGUGGUCUUGGGUAGAGCACCGUUUUUCCUGAACUCUUAGAAUGUGGCUCUGAUUUUUCUGCACAGGUUUCCUUGCCCAGUUGAGCCAAUGACCUUUAUUUAUUUUUUUAUUUUUUCAGGAUUCACUGCCUGGGAUAUCCCACUAUGUAUAUCUCACUUAUGGUGUAGUGGUGCUUGAAAACACUCAUCUCAUUAGCUAGACUUUAUUAUUCUAGUCUAAGGUUUUUGAUACUAUUCAUAUUAUGAUCUUUUUAGGGACAAUCAGUAAUAUUUGUGGUAAAGUACUGAGGGCUCUCUUGAAGUUUGCAACAGUAUGUAUUAUAUUUGUUUUCUGGGAGUGUUUUCUAUAGCUGUUCCUGUUCUACAGCACCACUCUGAACUCAUCACUGUGGGAUGUAGGGCUAGCAGCCCACGUGAAAGUCUCUAUGACCUCCCUGGGGUGUGAGCUAUUGAGCUGUUCUAACAAGAGUUUCCCAAAGGUAUGCUCAAUUUUUAAUUUGCUUUUUGAGAAUCCAAAAGUGGAAGGUUUGAUAUGAUGGUGGUGGAGGAGCCUAAACUGUAAGAGAAAGGAAAUAGAUGAGACAAAUGCCCCUUAAAGGGGAAGGAGUUAACAUGUCAUCUCUGUUUAAAUAGUGGGAGGGUGCAUUAGCUGGUAUUUUACACUUGCUUCAGAUAAUUCCUAUUCAGGUUUUCCUAGCUGAGGGAUAACCCAACUAUGAAGUAGUUCCUGUGUGGGAGAGAUGUAGAUGUGGCCUUGGGUAUAGAGCAAAAGGUGGACAGAUCUGUUUAGCACAGUGGUCGGCAAACUGCAGCCCCUUGAGUGUGGCUCAUCCACAAAAUGCCACGUGCGGGCGCGCACGUACAGUGCGAUUGAAACUUUGUGGCCACACUCAAGGGGCCAAAGAACCUCAUGUGGCUCACGAGCCGCAGUUUGCCGACCACUGGUCUAGCAUAAAAGGGAAGGAAAUCUGUAGUGGGAUUGUAGCUCCAAAACAAAUUGUAUAGGAGCUGGAGGUUAGUCGCGGUGGAUUUCAGCUGGAAGAAACUCACCAAUUGGAAAUAAUGGCCAAGCACAAUUGGUCAUUCCAUUGUGAUCUCCCAAAUUCAAUUCAGGAUGUUUAAAUUGAAUACAGGGAUUGUCAGCAUACUGGGCAACUUCAGAGCCUGCUCUAGAGUUGGUUGCUGAGUCAUAGACAAACUCUAAUCACAUCUUAGCCAUGGAAUGCAAUGACUGUACCUAUGGAUGUAUCCUGACUUGAAUAGGUUAAUACUAUUGGAAAGACUCUUUUGAGAAUAUUUGGUUUCUAUCUGGUUGUUGUCAUUUAUUAUAUUUUUUCUUCCACCACUUGUUCCUGUUUGCCCCACUUGACAGUUGCAGGUGGGAGGCUGGCUUCAGCAAUGGGUGGUUGUGAGCUCCCAACAUAAGCCAUGCAGCUGCUCCACGGGGUUCCUGCCAUUACGGCUCCACUGGUGGGUUCCCAGGAUAACUAAUACUCCAGUCAAAUGGCUAGAUUAAUGCUUCGUAGAGGCUGUUCACUCAAGUCCUUGACAUGUUUCAUUUAAAAUUAUGUGGAUUAUUUUAGGAGCUUUUCUUUUAAAGGGCUGAAUCGCCCUACAGAUAAAUGAGCUGCUGGGCUGUGUAGAAAAUAUUGUCCAAAUGUUGCCAAAUAUUGACUUCAUAAGGGGGCUAUCAAGCUGCUGUUUAUAAGUCUGAAUGUCUUGGAAGCAUUCUUGCUUGCUCUCUCUGUUGUAGAUGGUGUCUUAGCAAGUCCUGCGUUUUUCCAAUGAACCCAAUUUUAAUAUAUGGUAUUUUUGUAUGCCAAACUGGUGUCUUGUCCUUUGUAUAUGUGGUAAUGUUGAUUUUAUGACUACUGUUAAAACACAUUUGCUAUGAUUAAAAUUCAUAAAAUGAUUUCAAA